Molecule: messenger RNA, 2005 nt
Organism: Magnolia sinica
Lineage: Eukaryota; Viridiplantae; Streptophyta; Magnoliopsida; Magnoliales; Magnoliaceae
Product: vacuolar fusion protein CCZ1 homolog B-like
Exons: 10
Coding region: 247-1800 (517 amino acids)
Biological process (GO): vesicle-mediated transport
Cellular component (GO): Mon1-Ccz1 complex; intracellular membrane-bounded organelle
Source: RefSeq, a predicted model, not a curated record
CUACUACUGUUCCGCUCAUCCUCUUCUCAUUUCAACUGUACCCUCUGAUUCUCGUCCUUGCUACCAUCGACAUCCUUAGAUUUACCGCAUCGUCGAAUACAUACCGUUGCUAUCUCGUCCAGCAGCGUGUGGAAUUGGAAAUUGCUGGUAGAUACUCAGUUUCAAAAAUGGUCUAAACAUUCAAAUCGAAUGUAAGAUAUCAGACGCAAGAGAUCGAUUCAAUUGUUAGCUUCAAAAGCUUCUAAAAUGGGCCUGUCAUCCACAACCACUAGCAGUGAAGGGGUUCAACUUUGUAUAUUUGACUUGAGAAGGGGACAACAUGAAGGGCAAGAGCUUGACAAGAUAUUGUUUUUCUUUCCCGCCGAUUGCCCUUAUUCGACGCAACUUUCUGUAAUAGGACUUAGCGAAGGUCUUAUCACAUUUACAAGAAUUUUCUCCCCAGAUGCUGCUUGUGAGGUAAUAGAAGCUGAGAAACAUUCCCAUGUGUUCUAUCAGGCAGAGCCAGAUAUAUGGAUGGUGAUGGUAGUGGAAAAAAAGAAAGAGUCAGAAGCCGUUUGGAGAAGUGCUGCAUUACAGGCGGUUCUUAAGGAAGUACAUUCUCUUUUUGUGAUGUUCCAUGGAUCUGUGCGAGCUUUACUAGAGAAACAACCUGGUGGUGGACUUGCUCGCAGCCAUUUGCAUUCGUUUGUCAUGGAUUAUUUAACUGCAGACUUUUUAGUUGGCAAGAAACUCCAAUUGCCAUCCUUCCGUGACUGUUUAAGGGAGCGUGGAACUGUUCAGAUGCUAACUAUAGGGCAAGAGGCAGCAAUUGAAGUUCAGUCGCUCGUCAGAGUUUUAGAAUCCUCAUGUGUUGGGAACGCUUCAUGCAGCUCGCUUAUCUUGUUUCAGGACCUGCUGGUGUCCACAACACUUCCUCCUGAUGACACGGCGAACAUAUUCACAUAUGCUGUUCUAAGGUUGACUCCACAUGCUCUAUCCACUGGUACAAACUCAUGGUCCUAUUUGCGCAAGGGAGCUCCUUCCUCCUAUGUUGCUGCAGCCUCUAUCUUAGCAAACACUGGAAUUUCUCCAGAAGAAUUUCAGUACACAUCACGUGAUACUUCGCCUAACAGACAAGGUCCAGGAUAUCAGGUUCCAAGGCCAUUGCAACGUGACAGAUGGUCUAAAGGAAAGGAUGGUUUUGUCAUCACUGACGUUUGGGGCGGAGAAGUUGGCAGCUUGACUUCCGCAACCCCGACUGUUUGGCUGCAGCAAAAAGGGGAGCGUAUGUAUCUUUGUGUAUAUCAGCACAAGAAUCUGACCAUUAUUGUCCUCAUUCCUGCUAAUUCAUUGAUUAAUGGAGAGCAAUGGAUUUCUUUGGUGAAGCAGCAACUUCUUGAAAAUGCAUCACUGAAGAUCUUAAAAGUUGAAGAGAAACUAUCAAGAGGAUGGGGUGGUGAAAAUGCUUAUCACGUCAGUGGUUACCGCUACUUGUUGAUUGAUGGUGACCGAGAUGUAUCAAGGGCUUCUCCACCGGGAAAAGUUACCACUCUGACGAAGGACUCCUUGCUCGCGCUUAGUAAGCUAAGGCAAGAAGUGGACUUAGAAAAGAGCCAAGCAAAAAGGGAUGACCCUGAUCAUGACAAGGAUCUAGAAGUUUGCAUUAGAGCAAGAAACAGUGCUUGGAUUAUUGCUAGGAUUACAAGAGGAAAAGAGCUCUAUAUGGUUUUAGAGAAAGCAAACGAAACGCUUCUCUAUGCAUCGGAUGCCGUUGAGAAGUUCAGCAACAGGUAUUGCGGUGGAGCUUUUCCUGUCGAUUAGAGCAAAGUCUUAGAUUUCGGCUAGCCUGACACUGAUGGGAGUCCUCUUAAUCUACUUUAGGUUAUUGUUAUAAGGUCUUUGAAGUUACCGAGCUGUUAGAAAUUGUAAUAGUUGGAUAGAAGCUGGUUUGAUUUUAGAGGAAAGCUACUGCCGAGUCAUGAUCUUUUUGUUUUUCCAUGAAACAUGCACCAAAACAUUUCCUCCA